AUGGCACCGACCGAUCGUGACGUACUGGUAGCCCUCUACAACGCGACCGAUGGACCUAAUUGGAAGAACAAGACCAACUGGGACACAAAUGCCGAUCUGUCGGACUGGCACGGGGUCAAAGCCGACGACCAGGGCCGCGUGGUGAAGCUGUCUCUAAGCGCGAACAAACUCCGAGGUUCUAUCCCGCCGCAGCUUGGAAACCUCAUCGAGCUGAAGGAGAUGCAGUUCAACGACAACCCCCUCACAGGGUCAAUACCGCCGGAGCUGGGAAGCUUAUCCCAGCUGAGGCUGCUAAAGCUUUACCGGAAUCAGCUGAGCGGUCCCAUCCCGCCAGAGCUGGGAACGCUCGCAGCACUGAAAAACCUCUCCCUUCGGGGAAACCGCCUAUCUGGACAAAUACCACCGCAGCUAGGAAAUCUGCGCGCCUUGGAGACUCUCGCUCUCAGCGGGAACAAGUUAAAUGGAACGAUACCGGAGAAGCUAGGGAAACUGACUGCGCUGGAGGACCUUUCUCUCAGAAACAACAAACUCGUAGGACAAAUACCACAGCAGCUAGGAAGUUUGCGCGCCGUGAAGACUCUCAAACUCAGCGAUAACAAGUUACGUGGUCCUAUCCCGCGAGAGCUGGGAAAUCUGCGACAGCUGCAGACUCUGUGGCUCAGCAACAAUCAGCUCACAGAGAUCCCCCCCGAGGUUCUUGAGCUGUGUCGGGAGAUUCUAGGAGAGCCGUCGUGGCAUGCAAACCCUUGGUCACGGCCGCCGUCGACGGUGCUGGAGUCUGGGUUCGAGAGGGCGCUGGGCUGGUGGGAAGACGUGAAGCGGUUUGGUGAGGGCAAGUCAAACAAGCUGAAGAUGGUGCUCGUGGGCCUGGCAGGGGCCGGGAAAACCACCAUUGUUCGCCACAUGACAGGUAGGUCAGUCCCCAAACGUUCUGACCGCACGGUGGGCAUCGAGAUCACAACGGACUGGAAGCCGGGAGAUGAGGUGCCCCUGCAGGUUAGCGUCUGGGACUUCGCUGGCCAAGCGGACUACUACUCCUCCCAUCAGCUGUUUCUGACCAAGGGUGCUUUGUUUCUGCUUGUAGUGGACCUCCAUGCCUUUUCCAAAGAGAUAGGAAGUGGAGUGGACAACUUUACCGACCCUCGUCGGCGUAUCUACUGGUGGCUUGAGAUGCUCCACAUGCGUGUCCCUGGCGCGGCCGUAGCUCUCGUAGGGUCCCACGUCGACCAGAUGGAGAGUGAGGAUGCUCGCCAAGCCGAGACCCAUCUUCACACCGGUGAGGCAUCGUGGUUCUUUCGAGGACGAGUACCAUGUUCUUUGGUUGUGAGCAAAUUCAUCAAGGAUAAGGCCGGCAAUGCAUCAAGGAGGCAGAGUAUUCGUUGCAUCGAUGCAGAGUCUACGAAACCAAUGGAGGUUGAUCAUCUACGAGAUGACGGUAGAAUGGCCCCGCGGUCUGGUUCGAGUAGAUUUACCGCGGAACCCUUGGUCCUCCAUGGCAACGUCUUCAAGGUUUCUCUCGCCCCUACGAGCGUUGUCGAAUUACGACAAUGGAUCGUGAAAGCAGCGUCCGGACGAGAGUGCCCUACCGGGUUUAACUUCCCUGCCGUGGAUCAGACCGUUUCCAAGGCUUGGAUCGAGGCCUACGAUGCCAUGGACGUUCUGAAGGGGACAGCACCGUGUGUGCUUUGGAGCAGAGCAGUCGAAGAGUUCCGUAGAAAGAUGAGCGGAAUUCCUCCCGUCGCCGGCGACGCCGGCAAGGUGCUGUUGAGAGCGAUGCAGCACCGUGAGGCCGAGGGCGGCGUGCUGCUGUCGCUGGCGGACGACUCGGCACCUGUGGCGAGCGACAUGCUUCACCUGGACCCGUCGUGGCUCAUCGAGCUGGUGAGGCGCUUGGCAGAUCACAACCUUGUGGACAAGGACAAGAAGAAACGUGGAUCUCUGGAGCAGGGGCUCCGUGUGUACGCCAAACGACAGGGCCUUGCAGCGGCGCCGCUCUUCGACAUACACAACGUAUACUGUAGGUCUGGUCGUCUAAACCGGGCUUACCUCCGCUUCCUGUGGAUGCACCGCAAAAUUGAAGGCCCAGGACCAACGGUGGACCUCACCGACCCCGAGUUCGAGUCAAUCGUGUCAACGAUGGAGAGACUCUUGGUCAUGUACACGGCCCGCGAUGCGGACAAUCUUGUGGUUCCGGCCCGUCUCCAAGAGUACGGUGAUCAGCGUAUCCCGGACAGACUGACGAAUAUGGUUCUAAAAAUAGAGUGUUCGUUUGGUCAAGUCUACCCCCCACCAGGCAUAGUUGGUCGUUUCCUUGCCUGGUCAGCGCAGCAAGUUGCCGACUACGGCGAGUGCUGGCAGCACGGAGCGUUCUUCAGCUAUAAAUACCAAUACGCGCGGUACGACGUCUUUCUGUAUGAGUCGGAAGUCGAAGAGGCCCACCAGGAUGGGACAGUGGAUAUGUUUGCUGGUCUCACAUUGGGCAUCCAGGGGCCACCACCCCAGGCUGCAGAGGUUCUCGAAGAGCUGAGAAAGUCGCUGGAAAGCCUAGUGUCGGAUUCAGCUUACGGAUACCCUGGCCUCGUCGGCCCGAUGUACUUCAGACCUGCGGAGGAAAUCGAAUCAUCCCUACUUGUCCGCUUGGGCUCCGUCCUUGACAACCUGGGCAACGUCGCAGAUCGGAUGGAGGUAGUCACUGGCAGGGUGGAGGUAGUCGCAGACAGCCUGGAGGAGACAGUGCGGAAGCUCGGUGGAAUUGUAACCCAGCUGUUGGAACAAGAUUUGCUGCCCGCGAGCGAUGAGCAGAGCGCGUACCCGCGCCUGGUGCUCGUGCGGCCGGAGCUGGAGACCGCGGAAGAUAUGACACACGAACGGAUCCAGCGUGCGGGUUGGGACAGGUGGACGAAGGCCCUUUCCGAGAUGGGGUUUCAUAAGUUUCGAGUCCACUUCCUCUGUGGGCAUGACCUUUCGGAGGUCCCCUGUGGUCCAGGGGGACGUGGCUUUCCCAUCAAGCACCCUAAAGAUUGGGUCAAACAGUGGCUCCCGCUAAUGCAGGUGUCGCUGUGGAUGUUGCGGGUGGCCGUUGGCGCCGUGUCAAACGUUGACCUGCCCCUGAACAAAGUGCUGGGUGCUUUCGUUAUGGCAACAGGUGCUGAGCUAUUGGAGGGUGUGGGUAAGGUCCCCGAUAGGAUCAGUAGUGCUGCACUCCCCGUGUUCAGCGAGGGGGCGACACGAGCAGAGAUGGAUGGGUUUAAAGACUUGCGGGGCAAAUCUUAUGAAGGCCUGUGCAAGUUCAUGCGGGAUGUGGAAUCAUCACCUCCUCAGUGUUUGUCAGGGUGUCUUCCCUGCCACCGCACACUAGCUGUCGUCGACUGGAGGGAUCACAUGGUUCAAGUGAGGAACCCCAGCACGGGGAGGCGUGCUUGGGUGCUGAAAACGAACGAAAAGGCAUUUCUUCGCGAGCACGGAGGCGCUCCGGCAACGGCUGGAGCCCCGGUUUCGUAG
Ectocarpus siliculosus is the source of this 3501-nucleotide messenger RNA. The record is from the annotation of a GenBank genome assembly. NCBI's taxonomy places the organism in Eukaryota, Phaeophyceae, Ectocarpales, Ectocarpaceae.